This is a messenger RNA of Haliotis rubra (blacklip abalone), 675 nucleotides long. RefSeq lists its product as uncharacterized. The coding region runs from base 1 to 675 and encodes 224 amino acids. The transcript is spliced from 3 exons. Gene Ontology annotation, biological process: DNA integration. Lineage: Eukaryota; Metazoa; Mollusca; Gastropoda; Lepetellida; Haliotidae. Gene Ontology annotation, molecular function: nucleic acid binding. The record is from RefSeq and is a predicted model, not a curated record.
AUGUGGUAUCGGGGCCCAGACCAAGAGUCUGCUUUCUCCAAAGUGAAAGCCAGUGCACCGGUACUGGCAUUCUAUGAUCCCAAGUUGACAACCAUGAGAUCUAUCUCGGACGAGAAAGUCAAUACAUUAAAGAUGAUGUCGGCCAAUGACCCGAUCAUCCAACGUGCUAUGCAGUGUGUCCGGACAGGAUGGCCAGAGCACAAGAGACCUUGGCAGAAGAUUGCUGCUGAUUUGUGUUUUGCCAAGGGACAGAACCUUCUUGUAGUAAUGGACUAUUACUCAAGGUAUCUUGAAAUUGCUCACUUAAACAAUGUAAUAUGUUCACAAGUGAUGGGCAAGUUCACGGCAAUGUUCGCUCGAUGGGGCGUACCAGAAGAAUUUCGCUCAGAUAAUGGAACGCAAUUCACGUCUGCAGACUUCAAACAGUUUGCACAAGAGUACAACUUCAAGUUGACCACAUCAAGUCCGCACUUCCCUCAGUCUAACGGCGAAGCAGAGAGUGCAGUGCGCAUUGCGAAGAUGAUUCUUAACCAGGAAGAUCCCUAUCUAGCUCUAAUGGCCUACAGAUCUACACCUAGUACUGCCACAGGGGUAUCUCCGGCUCAGCUGAUGAUGGGCCGACAAAUCCGCACGUUACCAACCUUUACCGGAAAACCUGGUUCCCCAGUGGCCUAA